AUGGGUUUGAAAACCAAAAUUUCACCGGAAACCCAACAACUAAUCACCACUUUCCGGCAGCCGACAGGGCGGAGGGUACAUCUCCGACGGCCUAAAAUACAGACGGUGCGGCUAGGUGGACAAAAGGCGAGGAGGGGUCCAAUCUUGGUAAGGGUGUUGAGGAGGUUGAGGCUAAGGUGGUUGAAAUUGAGGUACAAUUGCAUGGUAAAGAAGAUUAAGGAAUAUUAUCAAGGAAUUAUCAAGGACAUGGUGCCCGCUGGAGCAAGUGUUGAGACAUUCCAUCAAAGAUUGUUUACGGAGUCCACUUUUGCUGUUCCUGUUAUGGGUGUCUCUUUCAAUAGCUUCUCUUCCAUGGGUACUUGUAAUCGCGCUCGCUCCAUUUUCAUUUAAAUUAAAUUAAAAGAUCUCUCUCCUUCACCUCCUUCUUGUACUAUUUUUUUUUGUUAGAUCUUCAUUUGGGUUUGUUC
Molecule: messenger RNA, 467 nt
Organism: Tripterygium wilfordii
Lineage: Eukaryota; Viridiplantae; Streptophyta; Magnoliopsida; Celastrales; Celastraceae
Exons: 1
Coding region: 1-390 (129 amino acids)
Source: RefSeq, a predicted model, not a curated record